This is a messenger RNA of Anoplopoma fimbria (sablefish), 1991 nucleotides long. RefSeq names its product nuclear apoptosis inducing factor 1 (gene naif1). Gene Ontology annotation, cellular component: nucleus. The record is from RefSeq and is a predicted model, not a curated record. Lineage: Eukaryota; Metazoa; Chordata; Actinopteri; Perciformes; Anoplopomatidae. Bases 103 to 1140 code for a protein of 345 amino acids. The transcript is spliced from 3 exons.
GAUUCUGGAAGCCAUUACGUUGCGCACAUCAAUUGAGUCAAUCCUACUAUUUUUGCGUACAAUACGCACAAUUACUUCAACAAAAGAGGAAUUUCCGUAGUAAUGGCAUCGAUCGCGAAAAAGAGAAAAAUGAAUUUCUCGGAGAGAGAGGUGGAAAUUAUUGUGGAAGAAAUAGAGAAACAAAAACACACACUGGUUAACCAUUACAAUGCUGGAGUCACCCACAUGGCAAAGAAUAACGCGUGGGUGGACAUCCUGAAAAAGGUAAACGCUGUCACCACCUGUCCCAGAGAGCUGCCCGAGGUGAAAAAGAAGUGGUCCGACAUGAAGACGGAGGUCCGCCGGAAAGUGGCUCAGGCGCGGGCCGCUAUAGAGGGAACCUCCGCCGACUGCACUCCAGUUCCCGUCAUCCUCACUGCUAUGCAGCAGAGGAUCUGUAACCUCCUUGGGGAGGCCACCAUCAUCAGCUUACCUGCAGGGGACUCGGAUGCUGAGAUGAGCUUACCUGUAACAGUGACCACCGCCACCACCGUCACACUAGCAGAGACUGGCUCAGGAACAGUCUGUGAUGAAGCAAAGCCACUGAAUGCUGAAACAACUUACCACACCCUGGAGGAUGGAGGCGUGGUGGAGUACUGCACCACCACUGUAAGCGACUCCACUCCCACUAUGGUGGCGGCCGUCGAGGCUCCAGUGGAGAUGCUGGCCUCAUCCUCAGCUUCCCCACCUCCUCCUCAGGGUCAGGCCAAACCUCAGGAGCUGAAGAGCCGCAUCGCCCUCAACUCAGCCCGCCUGCUGCAGGAGCAGAGAGUCACCAACGUUCACAUCCGACAGAUCGCCCAGCACCUGGAGGGCCAGAACGAGCUGCUGCAUAUGAUGCGGCGCUCCCAGGAGGCUCAGGCAUUCGCCCAAGAAAGACAGGCCCAGGCCCUGGAAGGUACCCAGGCUGCUCUGCUAGCAUUAGUGCAGAUGCUCAGGCCCGCACUCAAAGACCUACGCAAAUUCCUACAGAGUGGGAAUGAGGUGGCCAACCCCAGUAGCUCAGCAGCAGGAGGAACAGCUGACGGGGCAGGAACAGAGGAGCAGAGCAGGCCCAAAACACCUCCACCUCCUCCACAGCAAGCGGAGGAGGCACAAUAGACACUGUGUGUGUGUGUGUGUGUGUGUGUGUGUGUGUGUGUGUGUGUGUGUGUGUGUGUGUGUGUGUGUGUGUGUGCGCGUGCGCGUGCGUGUGUGUGCCUUGUACAUAGAGGAGUCCAUGCACACAGACGAUAGAGAUUUGUCAAAAGUUGCCUUGGGGUGAAUAUGUGAAGACUUUUACUUAUGUUUUAUGAUUCUGAAAAACAGUAGCAGAAGCAGUGAAAAGGUUUUCUUGAAUUUUUUUUUUUUACUUUUUACAAAGUGUCAUUAAUUCGCAGCAAGUUCAUGUUAUUUAAUACUUUGGGUUUAAUAUUGAAAUAAGGUUUUUAAUGCAAAGCUGCAGACAUUCAACAAUGUCAUUCUUAGUUCAAGUCAUCCUGCAGUUUACCCUGAAGAAAAAUAAUGAGUCUUGUUUUUAAGACCAGAGUCAGACAGGGUCUUCAGUUAGUGUGCACUAUGUCUUCAGAACUGAAUAAAAUAUGACAGAAAAGCAUCAGCCUGUAUUUUUACUACUGGCUGCAUCACUAUUCAUUUACCAGAAGAGGUCAGUGUGUACAAGCAAGUUGCAUCACUGGUGGACCAGCAUUGUAGUUUUAUAUUUAUCUUUUAUAUUAAUUUACAAAUUGGGAUGAAAUCUGUGUGUCAUGUAAAAUUAUUUGUCUGUCAUUUGAAAUUCAAGGAUAUUUUAUUGUCAUUUUGCAACACGGGUGCACAACAAAAUGAAGUUGUAGCCAAUUUGUAAAACAUCAAACACAUGACAAAACAAAACAAAAACAGUAGUAUAUUCCUGUAGUGCAUGUUUUGAAUUUGCAUCACAAGGAAUAUAAACAUCAUCGACAAAAACAAUUCUC